Molecule: messenger RNA, 909 nt
Organism: Schizosaccharomyces octosporus yFS286
Lineage: Eukaryota; Fungi; Ascomycota; Schizosaccharomycetes; Schizosaccharomycetales; Schizosaccharomycetaceae
Exons: 1
Coding region: 221-592 (123 amino acids)
Source: RefSeq, a predicted model, not a curated record
CAGUCCUCUAUGAUAAAGAACGCCCCCAUCACUCUCACUUUUUCUUUGUCAUUCCAAACGUCAGCCGUAAUUUUUCUUUUUCUUGGGAGUUUGCAAGACUAAUUAAUCGUACGGAGUCGUAGUUAUUUUUCUCGUAAUAGGAAAACAAUAUAUAUUGGAAAAUUGCUUUGUAUUUUUGACUUUUUUGAAUUUUGAAAUCAUUCCAACUGAAAACAGAACGAUGGCUACUUUAACGGUUCGUGUAAUCCGAAACUUUGAAUAUCGCACACUCAAGAAUGUUGUCUUUCAUGACAUAGAUCUGUCUACUACCACAGUUGGUCAACUGAAGAAGAUUAUCCAAGAUCGUAUCCAAACGGAUUCAGCUCUCAAAAUUUAUCGCACUACUCAAUUUGAUACUUUGAAAAUAUAUGUGAAAGCGCAACAACAUAAAACUCAGAAUUUAGCCAUCAACUUGGAUCAUGAUGAUUGGAUUCUAACGGACGAUCACCAAACCUUGGCUUUUAGCGGAAUUGAAAACGAGACUGAACUGUCCUACUUUAAUUUGCAAGCCUACCGUGCGUAUCAAGCGAAUCCCGUUCAAAAAUGGAUGUAAAGAUGCAAGUAGAGAAUACAGUUUAUCGUUAAUUAUAAAACAUGGGUAUGUAAAUUCAAUGUUUGGAAUUGCUGGAUCUAUUAUCUUUCAGAAGUUACAAUAACGCUCUUGGAUUCUUAAAAGCACUCUUAAUGAAAACCUACAGAAGUCGCAUAUUCAUCUGUUAAAAUUCGCAGUUCAUAACGCUGUUCAUCGUCUGUCCAUAGGAAGAACACAAAAAAUAUUACGGGAAAAAAAUUAUCUAGAAAUAAGACAAACCAUCUAUUAUCGUUUUGUAUAAUUUGUAUUUUCUUUUAAGAUCUGUCACCGACUUCCAU